This is a messenger RNA of Paraglomus brasilianum, 334 nucleotides long. The record is from the annotation of a GenBank genome assembly. NCBI's taxonomy places the organism in Eukaryota, Fungi, Glomeromycota, Glomeromycetes, Paraglomerales, Paraglomeraceae.
AUGUCCCCAAUGAAAGACUCAAUAAGAUGGAAGUACCCUGCUACUUUCUUCCUGGCAUUCCUUUCAGAAGGAUUGGCUUUAUUUUACACUCAUAAAAUGAAACUCCGGUUUCCAGAAGGCAUUCAAACAGGAUUACAUUUCGUUAUUGCACCUACGAGAUGCAUGACAAAAGAAGACUAUGAACAAGCAGUAAAGGAUCUAAGCUGGCAACUGUGUACUAUCAAAGCCUCUGCAGAGAUGAAGGAACUAAUAUCUCAUGAUGACGACUUGGAAGGUAGAAGACUUUCGAAUGAACGAACUAUACUGGCUUAUGGAAAUCUGGCACAUGCAGACA